AUGUUACAAAGUGAUGCUGGGAGUGUCAACACUAUUUACGCUAGUUGCGAAAACAUACAAGAUAAAGUGAAGCAGCUGGCACAUGAGCUGCAAGAGGUUUUGGAAUGCCCAGUGUGCUCUGAGACGAUGGAUUCCACCUUAAGACAAUGCAUGAAAGGACAUGGAGUAUGCAGACCAUGUGCAAGAAAGAUAGACAAAUGUCCAACUUGUAAGCAAGAGUUAGCCUUGGCACUUCAUAAGAACACCUUGUUGAACCAAUUACUAGAUCUCAUUCCUAAGCUUUGCCCUUAUGCUGAGGAAGGCUGUGUCUCAGUGAUCGUGAACCAUGAGCAUCAGACCUACUGUGAAUAUCGACCAACAGAGUGUAAGUUGGCCCCCAGCAAUUACAACACUAUCCUGGCUGCCUAA
This is a messenger RNA of Macrosteles quadrilineatus (aster leafhopper), 408 nucleotides long. Its product is annotated as E3 ubiquitin-protein ligase SIAH2-like. The record is from RefSeq and is a predicted model, not a curated record. Gene Ontology annotation, cellular component: cytoplasm. Gene Ontology annotation, molecular function: ubiquitin protein ligase activity; ubiquitin conjugating enzyme binding. NCBI's taxonomy places the organism in Eukaryota, Metazoa, Arthropoda, Insecta, Hemiptera, Cicadellidae. Bases 1 to 408 code for a protein of 135 amino acids. The transcript is spliced from 3 exons. Gene Ontology annotation, biological process: multicellular organism development; proteasome-mediated ubiquitin-dependent protein catabolic process.